This is a messenger RNA of Coprinopsis cinerea okayama7#130, 1002 nucleotides long. Its product is annotated as prenyltransferase. The transcript is spliced from 8 exons. Gene Ontology annotation, cellular component: mitochondrial inner membrane. The coding region runs from base 1 to 1002 and encodes 333 amino acids. NCBI's taxonomy places the organism in Eukaryota, Fungi, Basidiomycota, Agaricomycetes, Agaricales, Psathyrellaceae. Gene Ontology annotation, biological process: ubiquinone biosynthetic process. Gene Ontology annotation, molecular function: 4-hydroxybenzoate polyprenyltransferase activity. The record is from RefSeq and is a predicted model, not a curated record.
AUGAGCGAGCUUGAUAAGACUACGUUAUUCGCCAAUGGCGAUGCCCACAUCUAUGGCACAAUUCCUCUUGCAACUACGACCAAGCCCGAAUCGACGAUCGUCCUUUUGGGCCAUGAUAUAGCACCAUACGUUCAACUUACUCGCAUUCAGAAAUAUGGAGGGGUGCUGCUUCUCUGGUGGCCUUUCGCAUGGUCGCUUACCAUCGCUGCAACGACAUUAAACCUUUCCUUCUUCGAGUUCUCCUCGGGAUUGCUGUAUAGCUUUGUGUUCGCAAAUCUUCUUCGGAGUGCAGGGUGUAUUUGGAAUGACAUUCUGGAUCGUGAUUUUGAUCGGCAAGUCGAGCGAACGAAGAACCGCCCUCUCGCCAGUGGCAGAGCAACUGUGAAAGGAGCUCUCGUAUUCUUGCUGAUGCACUUGGUUUUCUUGGUCGCUAUGCUUCAUCCAUUGAACCAAUUUGCGCGGAUAGUUGGCUUCUUCGCCAUCUUCUUUUUCCCCGGUCUCUAUCCUUUGAUGAAGCGUAUCACGUACUGGCCACAAGCAUGGUUGGGUUUGACAAUGAACAUCGGGGUCCCUUUGACAUGGGCAGCGAUCUCUGGCGAAUGUCCAACGCCUGCUCUGGUCUUCUACGCUGGAACAUGGGCCUGGUGCAUCUGGUACGACACCAUCUACGCAUGUCAAGACAAGAAGGACGACGUUAACGCCGGAAUCAAAUCAACGGCGGUGCUGUUCGACUCGUACACCAAGGUCAUUCUGGCCUUCUUUGGCAUGAUCACUUUCGGGUGCUUCUCCGUAGCGGGAUAUCUGAAUGGCUCUCACUGGACAUACUAUGUCGUUACGGUCCUCGGAGGUAUGGCGCACUUUGGAUGGCAGUGGAGUAAGGUCGACUUGGACAGCCCGAAGAGUUGUUGGAAGAUGUUUACUUCCAACGCCUUUUCUUUUGGUUAUGUUAUCUGGACAGGACUGCUUAUCGAGUACAUAAUGACGGCCUACAUGCGAUUGUAG